AUGCAGUCCACCGGCAGCACCUCCUCGCGGUCCGCCCGAAGCCCCUCCGCCCAGCACUUCCAUUCCGGGUCUUCGGGGAGCAGCAUAGACACCGCCAUGACUUCACAAUCUUCUGCGCCACGCAGCUCGUCAAGCUCAUCAAGAUCUCAGUCCUCAAGGAGCACUGUGCCGAACGGACAAAUAUCCCAGAUCGAAAAAAGCGUUACGCAUUUACUCGUCGCGACAAAACAACUCUUGGAGACGUUAACACAAUGGUCUCGCCGACAGGUUUCUGAGACCGAGGUUUCGGACGUCUAUGUUAGGUUGGGAUACGAGUUCAAUCUUGCUUGUCGUGCCUUCAGCGCGAUCGGGGUGGACACUUCAGACCUGGGCCCUGUUCCGGAUCUCCUCCGUACGAUUCUCGAAGACACGCUGAGUCAGGAUGCCUCGCCACAAGCCCUCGACGUCUUUCUGCCUCGCAUCCGUGAUAUCAUCAUUAACCUCCUCCACGGUCUGAAACGCAAGCAGGCUCGCCUGCGAUCGCGACAGCAAAAAGAAGACGGUAGACCGACAGCUGGCCGACAUGCAAGCGCGGGCAGUGCGGCGAGUGAAUUACCUCCACCGAUGGAGGAGACUCCUCCCGGAGCCGUAUCCCCAAAACGCCCAAGCCGUACUCGCUACGGCAGCAGUGGAUCUUUGGAAGACAACCCGCAGGUUUCUCGAUCGUCUCCGGAUGUCAAAUCGGGCAGCUACUCUGAUCGCGAGGCAUCUAGGCGAGAAGCGCAGAAUGCGCUUGCACAGCCAGCACAGCAGGAGAGUGAGGCGAGCUCAAGGACCUCACAAUACCCUCCGCCCCCACCACCGCCACCCAAGCAGGACGAUGCCAUCGGGGCCCUGCAGCGGAGUGGGGAGCUGGAACGACGUGCGUCUCGGAGAUUUUCCGCGUAUCAAAUCCAAAAGCAUCUGGGGGCCUCUUCCAACGGCGUCCCUGUAAUCCCAACCCAGAACUCGCCUAUUCCUAAUCGCGGCCGUGAUGUUCGAGAAUCGCUGAAUGCCGUGCGUCUGCGCGGCUCGUACGCUCACGGACGUCAGCGAUCUACACAUCGGUCACAUGGACUUAUUGAGGCUAAGGCUACCCAGUCACAACAACCCUCGAGCAGCGCUUCAGAGGAUCCGGUCAAGCCCCGCGUUGAAGCACCCACGGAGCCUUUGUCAGAUGGCGUUUCUACUGAGAAAAGUGCCCAGCCCGAAAAGGACAUGGCGAAUGGCGUCCUCGAGGGACCUCCUGUACUACCUCCAAUGCCACAAGAGCCGUCCCUUGCAGACGCUUUCGAACCGGUGAAGGACGCAGGACCUCAGACUAGCCAGGGGCCGGAGACACCAAAAGCAAGCCAUCGACAGCCACACGCCGCCGUUUCGACUCCGCCUUCCUCCUCGCAGUACUCACCUGAACAACCCUCUCCGGGCAAGGAGCUUACUUUGUUUCUGCAGUAUCGAAGCAAGAUCAAGAAAUACGUGCUUCCCGAGGGCUCUUCUGGAUUAACUAUUGGAAGGCUUCAGUUGGCCUUUAUUGAGAAGUUUGCAUGGAACACCCACAACAACGGCGGCGAUCUUCCGGAAAUCUACAUCCAGGAUCCAAUUUCGGGCAUUAGACACGAGCUGGAGGAUCUUGGCGAUGUUAAAGAUCGAUCGGUUCUUGUUCUCAACGUUGACGCUCUUGAUGAAGUCAAGAAACAUUUCGAUGAUGAGUUUGGUGGGGUGCGCCGUCUACUAGAGAGUGUCAAAGGAGCAUUAGAUGGCCAGGGUAACAUGAUGCAGCGUGUCUCGGAUCGGCAGUUGGAAGCUGUCAAAGAAAUCGCCCGUCUUGCCGCCGCACCUUCCGUCUCCACCGCCGGCGCCCCUGCCGCGGGCGAGGCGCGGAAAGGCCCCAUUUCCGGCAGUGCUAGUCAGGUGGCCGAACUGUCGAGCUUACGGCGCGAUCUUGCGGUUCUGCGACAAACUUACACCGACUUUUCCGCAGACAUUGCGAGCUCAAUGGGUGCGAUACGGACCAAGGCAGAUACUGUCAAGUCUUCCGCUGUUGAUGCCUCCGUGCCGUCUUUCGAAGGUGAUGCCGGCCGUGCAAGAGUCAAUUCCGGAAAGAAGGAGCUUGCCGAAGAGUCCGAACGACUUGUCGCGCGUGUUGAUGAUCUUCAGGAUCUGAUCGAAGAUUUGCGGAAAGACGUGGUCAGCCGAGGAGUCAGGCCACUUCCUCGACAGCUCGAGACUGUGGGUAAAGAUGUCAGUGCGGUCACUAAGGAGAUCAAGAAGAUGCAAGAGUUUCUCAAGCGCGAGAAGCCGAUAUGGACCAAGAUCUGGGAGAAGGAACUGCAGCUCGUUUGCGAAGAGCGUGAUCAACUCACCAUGCAGGAGGACCUUGCAGCUGAUUUGCAGGAUGAUCUGGAAAAGGCAGCGCAGACCUUUGCUCUCGUCGAGCAAGCAACCAAGCAGCAGGCUAUGCAAAACGGCAACAGCGGACCAACUCUGCGGAACACCUCGCGGAAUGUGGUGAUCGAUCCGGCAGUUGACCCUGUGAAGGCAAAGGACAGUGUGCUGGGCGAAGUGCGUGCCCUCCAGCCAAACCAUGAAUCUCGCCUCGAGGCCAUUGAGAGAGCAGAAAAGGCCCGCCAGAAGGACCUUGAAACUCGCCGUGACGAUCUCUUCAAGAAAGAGCUCGGCAGCUUUGUUCAGGAGGGGAAGCUGAAGAAGAGUGGCGGUUUUGAGGAAACUGAACGACUUCGUCGAGCCAAGGACGAGCGCAACCGCAAGGAGAUGUGGAAUAUAGCUCAAGCCCGUGCAGCCGAGAUCGCAAAGGCCGAGGCUGAAGCGGCAGCGGCAUCUGCUGCGGAGGCUGCAGAACCAUCCGACGAUACCGCUCCUGAGGCAGAAGUACCGGGCUCGCCGAAAGGAAACGCUCCAGCUGCUGAUGAUGACGCCGGCGAUGAGAAGAAGGAGGAGGAAGCCCGCCCUGGCAGUGCGGACGACAAGGAAAACCACAAAGCGGACGCGGAGAACUAG
Messenger RNA from Aspergillus mulundensis, 3036 nucleotides. Its product is annotated as formin-mediated actin nucleation enhancer. Lineage: Eukaryota; Fungi; Ascomycota; Eurotiomycetes; Eurotiales; Aspergillaceae. Gene Ontology annotation, cellular component: cell tip; cytoplasm. The record is from RefSeq and is a predicted model, not a curated record. Gene Ontology annotation, biological process: establishment of cell polarity. The transcript has 2 exons. The coding region runs from base 1 to 3036 and encodes 1011 amino acids. Gene Ontology annotation, molecular function: cytoskeletal regulatory protein binding.